AACGAACGACCUGCUUCGCACUCGCGCACGACCGACAGGAAUCGAGCCUCCCAGGAAGGCAGGAAACGCAGGCUAGGGUUGGCCGCCGCCCGCCGCCCGCGCCGGCGAACCUCCACCCUCCGCCCAGAAUUUGCAGCUCAACCAAACGCAGCCUCAGUCCGUGUGAGAGAGGAGCCCCUCCCGUCGAUCUCACAGCCGCGCGAAGCCUCUCGCCGGCCGCCGCCGCGCUCCCUCUUGCACCGCUUUCCCGUCGAGAUCGCCACCACCUCCCCGUAUCGCGUGACGCUACCACAGCCCCCGCUUUCUCCGUGGAGCUCUGAUCCACCAAGUCCAUAAUUCACAAAUUGGUGAAGUCCACAUAAUGGAGCCCAAAAGCCGCUGACACUAGGACGCCUCCCAGACCCCUUCCACCUCCGAAGCCGCCCUCCUGGUGGAUCAGUGACACAGCUGCUAGAUAAGGCUUUUGAGGGAUUCUAGCUGCAGAAGAAACCUGGUGGGUGAUAUGAGCGGCGAGGCAGGCAAUAGGAAGGAGGAAGCCAGGAAGACAGGUUUGGAGGGCACCGGACUGCCCCUUCCAGGUGGCUCCCAUGGCAGCGUGCGAUGCGCUGGCAGCGACCCGCAGUUGAGACACAUGCUUGAUUCCCUCAAAUCCUCCAAGGCUUCUGCUGUGAUCAACUAUGGGGCCUCAUGGUGCGGUGUUUGCAAUCAGAUUCUUCCACCCUUCUGCAAAUUCAGCAACGAAUUCAAGAAUCUUACUUUCGUCUAUGCCCAUGUUGAUGAGUGCCCUGAAACAACUCAGAACAUACGAUACACUCCGACCUUCCAUUUCUACCGGGAUGGAGAAAGGGUAGAUGAGAUGUUUGGUGCAGGGGAAGAGAGGCUACGGGAUCGGUUGUGGUUGCAUUCGUGAUUUCUAGGCUUUGGCUUGCAGUGAUGCUGUUUUCAUGUACUUAGUUAUGCACUGUACCUCGGAUUUAUCCUUUUCUGAAAAGUCUUGUUUGACGUGGAAAGGAAGGGCAAUGUUAAACUGAUCAGCGUGUUGCUAGUUUCUCUCC
Messenger RNA from Aegilops tauschii subsp. strangulata, 1055 nucleotides. RefSeq names its product thioredoxin-like 3-3. NCBI's taxonomy places the organism in Eukaryota, Viridiplantae, Streptophyta, Magnoliopsida, Poales, Poaceae. The record is from RefSeq and is a predicted model, not a curated record.